This is a messenger RNA of Moneuplotes crassus, 533 nucleotides long. NCBI's taxonomy places the organism in Eukaryota, Ciliophora, Spirotrichea, Euplotida, Euplotidae. The record is from the annotation of a GenBank genome assembly.
UAUUAAUAUAAAUGGGACUCAAAGAUAAGUUGGAAGACCAAAAACAAAAACUCUCACAAGAAUUCCAAUCCUUCAAAAAUGAUGAGCAAGUUAAGCAGAAGAUGAGUGAAGCCCUUGAUAAAGUUUAACAGAAUGUGGGAAAGGCCAAACAGCAAUGGGAAUCUCAAAAAGAUAAGAUCAAUGAAGUCUCUGUCAAGAAGAAACAAGAUCUUAUCCAGAAAGCAAAAGAAACUCGCAAAGACUUUAUCGAGAAAGCUGGUAUUGAGAGUGGAGAUAGAUCAUCAUUUGAAAUUGGAAAAGAACUCAAAAAUAACUUCCAAGAGAAAAAUGCUGAAAGAAAGCAAAUGGCUAUUGAUAACUUCAAAUACUAUGGGCUAUUUGGGUGUACUUUUGUAACACUUCUCACUACAAGAAGGAUCCCUCAUACUGUUCUAGCUUUCGAUUUGACAGGUGCUUUCUUAUACCCAGAGUACUACAAAGACUAUUUCAAGAAGAAUUAAGAGACCACUAGAUGCUUCAAUCAUUCAUAUUUA